Messenger RNA from Nelumbo nucifera (sacred lotus), 1568 nucleotides. Its product is annotated as BTB/POZ and TAZ domain-containing protein 1-like. Gene Ontology annotation, cellular component: nucleus. The record is from RefSeq and is a predicted model, not a curated record. Gene Ontology annotation, molecular function: protein binding. NCBI's taxonomy places the organism in Eukaryota, Viridiplantae, Streptophyta, Magnoliopsida, Proteales, Nelumbonaceae.
UGACAGAACAGAAUAACUCACACCGAGUACUCGCAGCCGCCUCCAGCGGAAGAAAUGCAAACCAUGACCGCUUCUCCGAUGAUGUUCCCGGUCCACUCCUAUGAAUACCGAGAGUUUCCUGCCGGGACCGAUCAAAGUUCUGCCUAUAUUCCCUUACCCGACGUUCAAAUUCGUACUUCUGGCGGCUUAAGCAUCCCGGCGCAUGCUAGCAUUCUGGCUUCGGUUUCACCAGUAUUGGAGAACAUGUUGGAUCGGCCUCGAAAGCGUCGGAGCUCUGAGAAGAUAAUUCCCAUUCUCGGUGUUCCUUGCGAAUCGGUGAAGGCGUUCGUUCGAUUUCUGUAUUCGUCAAGCAGGUGCAGCGAUGAAGACAUGGUUAAUUACGGGAUGCAUUUACUGGCUCUGUCCCACGUGUUCUCGGUACCCCAGCUGAAACAGAGAUGUACGAGAACUCUGUGUGCACGGUUGACGGUGGACAACGUAGUGGACGUGCUUCAACUUGCGAGACUCUGUGACGCACCGGAUCUUCACCUCAAAUGCAUGAAGUUUCUGUCGAACGAGUUCAAAGCCGUGGAGCAGACAGAAGGGUGGAAGUUCCUGCAAGAUCACGAUCCAUGGCUGGAGCUCGAGAUCCUACAAUUCCUCGAUGAAGUCGAUUCGAGGCAGAAGAGAAGGAGUAGGAAGAGGGAGGAGCAGAACCUGUAUGUGGAGCUAAGCGAAGCAAUGGAAUGCCUGGAGCACAUAUGCACGGAAGGGUGCACGAUUGUUGGACCGUACGAUAAGGAGCCGCCUACCAAGAACAGGGGGCCCUGCAACAAGUUCACCACGUGUCAGGGCCUACAGCUCCUGAUUCGGCAUUUCGCAGGAUGUGGAAAGAGGGUGAACGGUGGGUGCCGCCGCUGCAAGCGGAUGUGGCAACUCCUCCGACUCCAUUCAUCCAUCUGCGACCAACCCGAUUUCUGCAAGGUUCCUCUGUGCAGGCAAUUCAAAUUGAGAACGCAACUUGAGAAGAAGGGAGACGAUGCAAGGUGGAGACUUCUUGUGAGGCGAGUGAUGUCUGCCAAAGCCAUGUAUUCCUUGUCCUUGUCCAAGAGGAAGAGAGAAGAGGGGCCAAGAGAAGCCAUCCAUGCCAAUCCACCCCGAACCAGAAGCUUUACAACCCUAUGAAUUAUUAAGCUUUCUAUGUUUAUCUUUUAAUUACUUCUUUUCUUUCUAUAAAAGAGGAUGAAAAUGAUAUAUACAUAUAUAGUAUAGUCCAACCAAUGGAAUUUGAUGCAGCUAGUCUAGUGUAAUCUGUAAGUAAGUGUGCUUGUUUCUCAGAUUUUAUUAAUCAGCAUAACGCGGUAGACGAUUUCCUUUCUACAGAGGAUGGACUACAGGGUUGAAUGUAAAUGGAAUGAGAGAUCUGGGGGAAUAGGUUAGGGUCGCUUUACAUGUAUGGUAAGAAGAAAUAGAUGAAAAUAUAGCUAGGGCCUAGGAGCAAAGUAGUUAACAGGGAUUUUUUAGUCCCUGCUUGUAAAUGGUGCUGCUUUACUUAAUCGCUUGAAAAUGAAAGCUCCAUGGAUGUUUCA